Molecule: messenger RNA, 957 nt
Organism: Caenorhabditis bovis
Lineage: Eukaryota; Metazoa; Nematoda; Chromadorea; Rhabditida; Rhabditidae
Source: the annotation of a GenBank genome assembly
AUGGACAAAAUAGCUGACGUUGCUAAUAUACCAAGUGGACAAAAGAUAUAUAAAUGGACGAUUGAGCGAAAAUUGGCGCAAGGCGAUUUCACCCAUGUGUACGUGUGCAGCGGGCAGAGCAGCAGCUCGGCAUACACGAAAUUCGCACUGAAAUGUGAAAAAGCAGAUAGUAAUCUUCAAAUGCUCAAAGUUGAAGCAUAUGUGCUGCAGAAAAUUGCUCGUCGCGGCUCUCGCCAUUUUUGCGACAUCGAGGAUAUCGGAAAAUAUCAUUCUGUUCAUUAUAUUGUUAUGCAUUUGCUUGGUCGAGCCCUCGUGGAUUAUUUGAAAGCGUCGCCGACUGGAACAUUCAGCGUGAAUUGCGCAUUAAGCGUCGGAAUUCAAAUAUUUGAAGCGCUAGAAGAUCUCCACAAUGCUGGUUUUAUUCAUCGCGAUUUGAAACCAUCGAAUAUUUGUAUGGGCCGUUUCGAUCGCGGCGAACUCGGCAAAUUGUAUUUGUUGAGCUUCUCGAUUGCUCGCAAAUAUCUCGAUUCGAAAGGCGAUAUGCGAAAAGCGCGGCCGAGUGUGGAAUUUCGCGGAACUGUUCGAUAUGCCUCGCAGAAUUGCCAUCAAUUGCAGGAGCUCAGUCGAAAAGAUGACUUAGAAUCGGCAUUCUACGUUGUCGUCGAAAUGAUAACCGGCGUUUUGCCGUGGAAAGGAUUGCCGGAUGCUGAAACCGUGGCUCUGACGAAAGGAGCAUGUCGAAAUGUGCCAGGAAUCAAUCAAUUAUUGAAAGGAGCGUGUCCAUUCGAGGAAAUGAAGGAAGUGAUGAUGUCGAUCGACUCGCUCAAUUACAUGUCGACUCCCGACUAUCAAUUCAUUUAUAAUACAAUUCGUCGUGCGAUUAAAAGAAUUGGAAUCCCCGAACAUCCAUAUGAUUGGGAAUUGGGCGGCUCGAAUUUUAUGCCUGAUCUUGUCUAG